AUGUCGGUCCUUUUGGAGACCAGCUCCGGUGACAUUGUCAUUGACCUGCUGGUCGACUACGCCCCCAAGCUUUGCGAAAAUUUCCUGAAGCUCUGCAAAGUCAAGUACUACAACUUUUCGCCCGUUCACUCCGUCCAAAAGAAUUUCUCCUUCCAGACCGGCGACCCGCUCGGCCCGCUAUCCAAAGAAUCUGAUGGCGGCACUUCCAUAUGGGGCCUGCUCUCGGGCGACAACAAGAAGAAGAUGUUCCCGGCGUUUUUCCACCCGAAGCUCAAGCACGUCGAGCGUGGCACCGUGAGCAUGGCUACGGCGCCCCUCGAGUCGGACCCGGAUACCCGUGUGGCGGCAUCACAGUUCAUUGUCACCCUGGGUGAGGACACGGACUACUUGGAUGGCAAGGCUGCCAUCUUUGGCAAGGUUGUCGAGGGCUUUGAUGUACUGGAAAAGAUCAAUGAGGCCAUCGUCGACGACAAGGGGCACCCGCUUCUCGAUAUUCGUAUCAAGCACACCAUCAUCCUCGACGACCCAUACCCCGACCCUCCCGAGCUGCGAGAGCCCAGCGGAUCGCCCCCUCCAAGCAAAGCGCAGCUUGAGACCGUUCGCAUUGCGGACGAGGCCGCCCUGCACGAGGAUGACGACCUGGACGAGGAGGCCGUUGAGAAGCGGCGGAGGGAGAGGGAGGCGCGGGCUCAGGCUCUCACUCUGGAAAUGAUGGGUGAUUUGCCGUUUGCCGAGGUCGCCCCUCCCGAAAACGUCCUGUUCGUUUGCAAGCUCAACCCGGUCACCACGGAUGCCGACUUGGAGCUCAUCUUUGGCCGUUUCGGCAAGAUUCUGAGCUGCGAGGUCAUCCGUGACGCCAAGACCGGCGACAGUCUUCAAUACGCCUUCAUCGAGUAUGCAGACAAGGCCUCGUGCGAGGCUGCGUACUUCAAGAUGCAGGAUGUCUUGAUUGACGACCGCCGCAUCCACGUGGACUUUUCACAGAGUGUGAGCAAGCUGAGUCAGGUGUGGAGAGACGACACAAACAAGAAGCGCAAGAAGCACGCAUCUAGAGGCGGAUGGGGAGGCGUCGACGAGCUCGAGAAGCGCAGGCAGUACCGCGACGAGGACGACCGAAAAGGCGACAGGUACGAUCUCGUGUACGGAGAGGAGGAAAUGAAGGGCCGGGCCGAGCGCGACAGCCACCGUCGGCCUGAACCAAAGGGAGACGAAGAGCAGGACAGAGAUCGGCCCAGGCAAGACAGGGAAAGGAGACGAAGCCGAAGCCCCGGGCGGCCCAGAGACAGAGACAGAGACAGGGACAGAGACAGGGAUAGGGACAGGAGGGGAGAUAGGCCUCAUCACCGAUCCGACGAUCGGGACGCCGGACGACGGUAUGAUCACCACGACCGGCGACGUAAUGACCGGGACUCGGGUCGUAGAGACCGCAGAGAUUAUGAUAACCGGAAUCGAGGCAGGGAUUAUGACGGGGGAAGAGGAAGAUAG
Molecule: messenger RNA, 1485 nt
Organism: Colletotrichum truncatum
Lineage: Eukaryota; Fungi; Ascomycota; Sordariomycetes; Glomerellales; Glomerellaceae
Product: RNA recognition domain-containing protein
Biological process (GO): protein peptidyl-prolyl isomerization
Cellular component (GO): nucleus
Molecular function (GO): RNA binding; peptidyl-prolyl cis-trans isomerase activity
Source: RefSeq, a predicted model, not a curated record